Molecule: messenger RNA, 1366 nt
Organism: Xenopus tropicalis (tropical clawed frog)
Lineage: Eukaryota; Metazoa; Chordata; Amphibia; Anura; Pipidae
Gene: asf1a
Product: anti-silencing function 1A histone chaperone
Exons: 4
Coding region: 329-943 (204 amino acids)
Biological process (GO): chromatin organization
Cellular component (GO): nucleus
Source: RefSeq, a predicted model, not a curated record
UAGCAUUAUGGGAAGGGCCAGGGAGCAGCCAAUCCGGACACACGCUGUUAUAGCAACAGAACAGAAUGUGGUGUAGUGAAGUAAGAUAGGAGAGCAGGGGAGGGGGGAGAAAUAAUAAAUAAAAUAGAGUGGAGUUGCUCACAUUGAAAGUAAUCAAUGGAUGAAAUAAAAAGAAAACAAACAAACAAAUAAGCUGAUUUGGAAGAAAGUUUCUCAGGACUGGUGUAAAGAACUGCAAGAAGCAGUGACAGGGGCUCUGCACAGAUAAGCACUGCUGGGUCUUGCCUGCACUCUCACACCAUCCCCAUUGUUUGAGCAUUUCCAAAAUAUGGCAAAGGUUCAGGUGAACAAUGUGGUGGUGCUGGAUAACCCUUCUCCUUUCUACAAUCCUUUCCAGUUCGAAAUCACCUUUGAGUGCAUAGAGGACCUUUCUGAAGAUUUAGAAUGGAAAAUUAUUUACGUGGGCUCUGCUGAAAGUGAAGAAUAUGACCAGGUUUUAGACUCUGUAUUGGUGGGACCUGUACCUGCAGGCCGACAUAUGUUUGUAUUUCAGGCUGAUGCCCCCAACUCAGGCCUUAUACCAGACGCAGAUGCCAUUGGUGUAACAGUGGUGCUUAUCACAUGCACAUACAGAGAUCAAGAGUUUAUCAGAGUGGGCUAUUAUGUUAAUAAUGAAUAUACAGAAACAGAACUGCGUGAAAACCCUCCUGUGAAACCAGACUUUUCCAAGCUUCAGAGGAACAUCUUGGCAUCAAAUCCUAGAGUAACCAGGUUCCACAUAAACUGGGAAGAAAAUACAGAGAAGCUUGAUGAACUUGAAGAUAGUAAUCCUCAUCUGCAUCCAAUACUGUCAAUAGAAGCCAGACCUUCAGCUUCAAAAGGAUGGCCUAUGUCAGAGAACUCUUUAAAUGUCAUGCUAGAAUCGCACAUGGACUGCAUGUGACUUUACUUUUACAUCUUUCUACUUUCAAGCCAAUGGGAAAAUUGCACUUUGCAACACUAUUUUCCAAUAAAUAGGACACCAGGAAACAUGUCCUUGGCAGAAACCUUUAUCAAAGGGUGGAAACAAAAUGUGAACUAGGGGGAAAAGUUUUUAAAAAAUCUAUUUUUAAUUAUUUUUGUUUCUGCUUAAGGCAGGUAUCUAUCAGCUAUUUUCCAAACUAGUUAGAACAUGCAACUGCAGCACAUUUUGCUAUUUAUUUGGAGAUGUAUUGUUUUCUGAUAUUUUGCUGAAAUAAAUCUAUGCUUGAUACCACAGACCUGACAUAUGCACACUGUGGGCCAUCCACAGUACAUCCUAUUUGAUUACAUAAAAUCUAUUUCAGAUGGAUUCUAUUCUUACAACAAAUAAUGCCUUUAUAGUUUA